GUCUCAACUUUACACAUAUGCAAUCUGCAUUCUUGAUUCUUGGUAAAUUUAUGCAACUUUUUGAUCUGAUUUCUUGAAUUUCAGUUGUGUUUCUGACCAAAGAUCUCAUCUUUAUGCAAAAACUGCUUGAGUUCUUGAUACCUCAGCUGUCAAAUAUCUCAUCUUUUAUGCAAACUGCAUUGUUAGAUUGAGCCUUGUAGAUGGACUUUUUCGAGUCUACGAAGGUUGUCUUCGAGAGAAUCGAGCAGCUAGAACCCGUAAACGUCUCCAAAAUCAUCGGCCAUCUCCUCCUCGGACACCAACCCGAGCUUCAAAUGAUCCGCCUCGCCUUCUGCCCCGACCACGCCCUCCAAAUCCUGAUCCACAAAGUGAAGCUAGAGCUCCACUUAUCCCCCAAUAAGCCUCAGCCAUUGCCUUGGCCCUGACCCGAUCCCUCAAAUGCUCGAUUUUAGGCCCACCGUGCAGGUGUGCAACAGCUUUAGGCAGGGGUACUGCAAGUAUGGUGGGAGCUGCAGAUUCUUGCAUGUUUUCCAAAUGCAGAAUGGUGAUUGUAUGGUGCUGAACCCUCCAGCCACGUCGUCGUGUGGAUCCCUCAAGCAGCUCGAGAUGGAGCUCAUCGAGCUGCUAAGAUCCACACGGGGCAUCCCCGUGUCUCUGUCUUCCCUGCCUAUCCUCUACUUUGAUAGGUUCGGGAAGGUGCUUCAAGAAACAGAGAAUCACGGGCACGGGAGGCUCAGUAGCCGGAUGAUCAAGCUUCUUGCCCGAAUGACACCAAACACGAUUCGUUUAACCAACCGCCCACACAGGAGGCAGUCGAUCAUUCUAGACGAGGACAUGGACAGAUACGCGAGAUUUAGGGUGGAAAACGGGCGCCAGCUGCAAGUUUAUCUCACUUUCCCACCAGAGAGCAUUUUCAGUGAGCAAGAUGUUCAUAACUAUUUCAACAAUUUUGGAGCUGUGCAAGAUGUUAGGAUUCCUAGUCAAGUGCAUAGGAUGUUCGGAUUCGUGAGCUUCGCCUACCCUGAGACGGCAGCUCUAGUUCUCACGAUAACCAACCCUCACAACAUCUGUGGAUCACAAGUGCUUGUCAAACCCUAUCAGUUUAAACCAAUGCUCCUUCACAGAGAUCAUGAGGAGGAAGUCCAUGAUCAAGAAGAUGCAGAGUCCCCAAGCAAGAUUUUUCUGACUUUUUUAUUUCAUGUUUUCAAGAAUUACUAACUUGAACAAUUUUCACCUUAUUCUGAUCUGCAUUUCUAUGCAGCACCUAGGACUCGAAGAUGAUAAUGAUUCGUUGGGAAAACAUCAAACUGAAGGGCAUGGAUGAUCAUUCUACUUAGUGGAGACUUGCAAGAACAAGGGGAGAUCAGGUGACUCUGCACAAAAUGUGGAUAACUUUCCCUUAUUAGAAUUUACAAGUUAGUCAUAUAUAUUAUAUAGUCAUCAAACUACAAAUACUACAAUUUGCAAAGCUUUAUUUCAAUCUACAUAUGUUUGUGGAUUUCAUAGUGUUACUUAGAUGUUGCAAAAUGCAUCUUAGUUUAUUGUUAUGGUGAAAGAAAUAGAAGCACAUAUAUGUGUGCAGAUUGAUAACAAUGGUGU
Salvia miltiorrhiza (redroot sage) is the source of this 1599-nucleotide messenger RNA. Its product is annotated as zinc finger CCCH domain-containing protein 18. Gene Ontology annotation, molecular function: RNA binding; metal ion binding. NCBI's taxonomy places the organism in Eukaryota, Viridiplantae, Streptophyta, Magnoliopsida, Lamiales, Lamiaceae. The record is from RefSeq and is a predicted model, not a curated record. Bases 439 to 1218 code for a protein of 259 amino acids. The transcript is spliced from 4 exons.